UUGCUGAGUAGCGGCAGGAGCCUCGCGUAGCCUUCAGCGGCAGCCGCGCCGGGCUCGGGUUGGUAACAUGGAGGAAGAGGACGAGAGCGGCUACGGAUCCAUGCGUGGUCUCAAAAUCCCCACAUUGAUGGGUGUUCGCCCAGAUGGUUUGGACAGCAAAACUUCAUGCUCUGAAUCAGUGCCCAGCGACUUGUCCCCCGAGGAGUGUCAGGAGCUUGAGAACAUCCGGCGGCGGAAGCAGGAGCUGCUGGCGGACAUCCAGCGUCUGAAAGAUGAGAUAGCAGAGGUGACUAAUGAAAUCGAGAACUUGGGGUCCACAGAAGAGAGGAAGACAAUGCAGAGAAACAAGCAGGUGGCCAUGGGCAGGAAGAAGUUCAACAUGGACCCUAAGAAGGGCAUCCAGUUCUUGAUUGAAAAUGACUUGUUGAAGAACACGUGUGAUGACAUCGCCCAGUUCCUCUACAAAGGGGAAGGGCUCAACAAGACGGCCAUUGGCGAUUACUUGGGUGAAAGAGAUGACUUCAAUAUCCAGGUAUUGCAUGCAUUUGUGGAGCUGCAUGAGUUUACUGACCUCAACCUGGUCCAGGCACUGCGGCAGUUUCUCUGGAGCUUCCGGCUGCCAGGGGAAGCUCAGAAGAUUGACAGGAUGAUGGAAGCUUUUGCACAACGAUACUGCCAAUGCAACCCUGGUGUCUUCCAGUCUACAGAUACUUGUUAUGUGCUCUCCUUUGCCAUCAUCAUGCUCAACACCAGCCUGCACAACCCCAACGUCAAGGACAAGCCAACGGUGGAGCGUUUCAUUGCCAUGAACCGUGGCAUCAAUGACGGCGGAGACCUGCCCGAGGAGCUGCUCAGGAACCUCUAUGACAGUAUAAAAAACGAGCCUUUCAAAAUUCCUGAGGAUGAUGGCAAUGACUUGACACACACUUUCUUCAACCCUGACCGUGAAGGCUGGCUUCUGAAACUCGGUGGACGGGUGAAGACGUGGAAACGGCGAUGGUUCAUCUUGACAGAUAACUGCCUUUACUACUUUGAGUAUACCACGGACAAAGAACCGCGAGGCAUCAUCCCACUGGAGAAUCUGAGUAUUCGUGAGGUAGAGGAUUCAAAGAAGCCAAAUUGCUUUGAGCUGUAUAUUCCUGACAACAAGGACCAGGUGAUUAAGGCCUGCAAGACGGAGGCAGAUGGGCGUGUGGUAGAAGGGAACCACACUGUGUACCGCAUCUCUGCACCCACCCCAGAGGAGAAGGAAGAGUGGAUGAAAUGCAUCAAAGCUGCAAUCAGCCGGGACCCAUUCUAUGAAAUGCUCGCGGCACGCAAGAAGAAGGUGUCCUCUACCAAGCGACAUUAGUUUCUGGGGUCUACUCGAGUGGCAGCAGCAUUGGCAGAGGAUGCCUGUCAGUCCCCUGGCAGUGGGGAAAGAGACUGUGCGGAACCACCUGCCACCCUGAAGCGGGGGGGACAAGCUUCAGCUUCUGCUAUUCUUUUCUGGCUUGGGCACAGGAGGUGGGGCGGGGGGGGGGCUACAUCAUUAGCAACCCUUGCUGGCUCUUUGUCUACAAGGAGGCCAUCUCCCCUGCUAGUUCCUCCACGGGUCUACUUGAAGCCAACUGCAUCAUCUGCUGUCCAAAGGCAGGAAGAGGAGGCUGUGGUUCUCUCCCCCUCCCCACCAGUACUGGCUGACUUGUUCAUUUGCUUGAGCUGGUGGUGAGGCAGAGUGGGUUACGUAGGCUGUGCCCCCAAAGAGCGCAGCCUUCAAGCUGCCAUUGGGAAGACUUACUGUGCUAGGUUUCGGGUUACUGUUUUGAGACCCAGAACUAGGCAUGUACUGCAAGGGCCCUGAUCACUCCGCAAUAGUGGAGGUGGAGGGGAAGACUCUAGCUUUGCAGCGUAGAGAUUCCUGCGAUACCUCUGCCUUGAUGUUACUACCUUUUCUCUUUAAUUUAGCAAGCCAUUUGGCUCCCCCCUUCAAACAAUUGAACUUUCUGAUUUCAUUGGUUCUCCUUAACAAGUACUUUAUUAACUAUGUUGGGUAAAGAGCAACUGAGAAUGUUGGCCCAGACAACGAAUGUGCGGAGUCGCAGGUCAGCCAUCUCCAAAAGCUUUAUUGCCCUUGUUCUAGAGGGCCCUAACUUAGGCUGUCUCUGAUGCCAUGCAGGACUGAGGCCAGCACGGGACUCACUGCUCUGUUGUGCCAUGAGGAGAAGGUGGUGCUCUUGUGGGCCUCGGGAGGGGCACACGUGGCUGUGGGUGGGACAGUGGUGUAACCCGGGCUGCUGCUUUACAGGUCACUCUGUCAACAGCUGCUGGAAACCGUGUCACGGGGCAGUUGGGCAUGAUCCGAUCUUACGUUGGAACCCCGAACAGUCAUUCUCCUUUGUUGCCCGUUGCGGCUGAUAUCCCACGAUUUCGAGGAAAAGAUUGUGGCAGCUUUCCUCCUUGUGCUGGAGGAAUUGGUAUAAAAGGGGUGUCUCGGGAUACUCUCAAAUUGUCCUGCUGCAGUUGCAUUUUUCAGCAGGGAUCGGGACUAGGGUGGGUUAGGGUGGAGGCUGCCCCGGACGAGUGGGCGCUAUCCUUGGCCCUGAAGCACAAACAGAUGGUUGGUGUUGGGGAACUCACGGGAGGGGGAGAUGAAGGUCUGAAGGGUAAGGAUGCAGCUGAUGCUGGAAGCGUGCAGCCGGGGAGUUUCUGGCUGCCUUGGGGUUUGCAGAGGGUGAUCCGUUAGAAGAUUGCCUUCCCCUUGUUAAAGGAUCGCGGUGCUGUUCAUCCACUGGACACCUUGCCAUCUUGGCAACCUCCGCUUCCACGGCUCAGUAUUAGACUAUUUAUCUGAGAUGUAUAUACUCUCUGUAUAGAUUUUUUUUCUCCUUUUACAUUGUUUUUGUAUUUGUUUUAAAUAAGAAAACCUGCUUUUGCAAAACAGAACAGGAUUCUCAAGCGUUGCUGUGGCACAAGGCGGAAGGGGGUUGUGGGAGGAGGGCGGAAGGUAUUCCAGUUGAAAUGAUUUGGUUACAGUUUUGUUCUGAAUCCUUUUUCCUUUUUUAAAAAAUCUUUGCUACAACCUUGUGAUCUAGCAAAGAGCAACUGCAGCAAAUAAAUGUUGAUCUCACA
Messenger RNA from Eublepharis macularius, 3111 nucleotides. It is a transcript of the gene CYTH1, whose product is annotated as cytohesin 1. Gene Ontology annotation, molecular function: guanyl-nucleotide exchange factor activity. NCBI's taxonomy places the organism in Eukaryota, Metazoa, Chordata, Lepidosauria, Squamata, Eublepharidae. Gene Ontology annotation, biological process: regulation of ARF protein signal transduction. The record is from RefSeq and is a predicted model, not a curated record. Bases 68 to 1351 code for a protein of 427 amino acids. The transcript is spliced from 14 exons.